This is a messenger RNA of Plasmopara halstedii, 1647 nucleotides long. Its product is annotated as imidazoleglycerol phosphate cyclase subunit. Gene Ontology annotation, molecular function: oxo-acid-lyase activity; imidazoleglycerol-phosphate synthase activity. The transcript is spliced from 2 exons. Gene Ontology annotation, biological process: L-histidine biosynthetic process. Bases 1 to 1647 code for a protein of 548 amino acids. NCBI's taxonomy places the organism in Eukaryota, Oomycota, Peronosporomycetes, Peronosporales, Peronosporaceae. The record is from RefSeq and is a predicted model, not a curated record.
AUGGUGGAGGUGACUGUCUUGGAUUAUGGAGCUGGCAAUGUGCGCAGCUUAAAAAAUGCGAUAUGCGCGGCAGGCCAUUCGGUAAAAAAUGUAACGUGUGCCAAGGAUAUUCAAAACGCCGAAGUACUCAUAUUCCCAGGUGUAGGCAAUUUUCGCGCCGCAAUGGAAUUUCUUCAUACUAAUGGCUACGUGGAUGAACUCAGAAGCUACGUUUUGGCGAACCGUCGUUACUUAGGAAUAUGUCUCGGCAUGCAGACACUUUUUGAAGGUUCAGAAGAGUGUCCUGAACUUAAAGGCUUGGGGAUUAUCAAAGGAACAGUGACACGCUUUCCGUCAGAAAAUCUGGCGGUACCACAUAUUGGCUGGAACGGAUUGAAUGCUUGGAAAAAGUCGGUACUCUUUGCAAUGUUACCCACGUGUGCGGAAAAUGCCAAAGUUUAUUUUGUCCAUUCGUUUUGUGCUUUAAAGACGGACAAGAAUGCCGACUGGGUGCUUUCUACAACAAAUUAUGGAGAAAUGGAGUUUAUCAGUGCUGUACAAAAGGGAAACGUCAUGGCUACGCAAUUCCAUCCCGAAAAGAGUGGUGCUGUUGGUAUUGCUAUCUUAAAGGGAUUUUUAGAGAGAAAGAAUUGUGCAGAUCAUGACACAUCUAUACUAUCGGUGGCUGUGGCACCGAAGACGAAGUUGUCCAAGCGAAUAAUUGCAUGUCUGGACGUGCGCACCAAUGAUCAGGGGGAUCUUGUAGUAACAAAAGGAGAUCAAUAUGAUGUCCGCGACUUCUCCAAUUGCGCUCGUGGAGGCAAUGUGCGCAAUAUGGGCAAACCAGUUGACUUAUGCAAGCGCUACUACGAUGAGGGUGCGGAUGAAGUAACGUUUCUUAAUAUCACGAGCUUCCGUGAACAGCCAAUGGGUGAUUUACCUAUGGUUCGAGUGCUAGAGGCUAGCUCCGAAUGCGUAUUUGUACCACUAACAAUUGGUGGUGGUAUCCGUGCCUACGUGGAUUCAGAGCAGAAGACUCACUCGGCGCUCGAUGUGGCGGACCUGUACUUUCGCUCUGGUGCUGACAAAAUUUCCAUUGGUAGUGAUGCAGUGUAUACCGCUGAAAAAUAUUACGCGAAUGGCGGUAAAGGUGAUGGCUCUAGCUCGAUCGAGACUAUUUCUGCCAAGUAUGGUAAUCAGGCUGUAGUGGUUUCCGUGGACCCAAAGCGGGUGUAUGUGGCAUCAUUCUACGAUCAGAAAGCAAAAGGCCACACCGUCGUUAAGCUCACAAAACCUGGACCGAACGGAGAGGAAUAUUGCUGGUACCAAAUGACAGUUUGCGGUGGCCGUGAAGCCCGAGACAUCGACGUAGUACAACUGGCCCGGGCAGUUGAGGCCCUUGGCGCUGGUGAGCUUUUGCUGAACUGUGUGGAUAUGGAUGGGCAGAAGUCUGGGUAUGAUCUCAGUCUGAUCUCGCUUGUGAAAAAAGCGGUCCGUAUACCAGUGAUUGCAUCCAGUGGUGCGGGUAAAUCGGAGCACUUCACGGAAGUUUUCAAUAAGACAAACUGCGAUGCUGCUCUCGCUGCUGGUAUCUUUCAUCGUAAGGAGGUGGCUAUUCAGGAUGUCAAGGCAAAAUUGCAUGCUGAUAGCAUUGAUGUACGCCUCUAA